This is a messenger RNA of Thermothielavioides terrestris NRRL 8126, 3068 nucleotides long. RefSeq lists its product as uncharacterized. The record is from RefSeq and is a predicted model, not a curated record. The transcript has 2 exons. Bases 105 to 2432 code for a protein of 775 amino acids. NCBI's taxonomy places the organism in Eukaryota, Fungi, Ascomycota, Sordariomycetes, Sordariales, Chaetomiaceae.
GACCAAGACUGGUGUCGCCGAGCGACAGAGACCGCGCUCUGCCAAAGCAAUCGACAGAGACUUGCAUGAUAUUCCCAUAACAAAGGAUAGCCACCCGCUCGACGAUGUCUCUGCCGUCGAGCCCCGCCGGCGGCACCGGCCAGCCGCUCCAACCAGUAUCGCUCAACGCCCAGCGCGAGUCGUCGCUGUUGUCAGCAGCCCAGCACCACCGCGAGCGCCUCAAUCUUGGCGAUACCGCGCCACACCGCGACAGCUCCGUCCACGAAAAGAUCAACCAGUACAACAGCCUUGCCAUGCAAUCCAAGACCCUGGAGCGCAAGUCCGCCGACGCCGCCCUCAAGCGCGCCAUGCUCGGGCGGGAGGAGGCCGAGGCCGAAAUGCGCCGAUACCGCGAUGAAGCGAGGGCGUUGAGGAAGCAGAUCGAAGAGGGCAAGGAGAGGGAGAGGAAAGUGGGGGAGAGAUUAGAAGCUGUCAUGGAAAACUACGGACGCGCCAAAGAAACGCACGCGCACACGCAACAACUGUGGGAGAAAGAAAUCCGCCGUGCCCGCAAAGAAACCUUCAAAGCACAAAGCGCAUUGGUCAAGCUCCAGGAAGAGGUGAAGUCCUGUCGGACGGCUCAAAAGGCCGCCGAGGAAGAGCUCCAGGCCGAGCGAGAACGGCGCAAGCAGCAUGAACAGGAGGCAUUCAAUGCGCAGUACGGCAUGGUUGGGCUCCAAGAACAGUUGAACCGGGCUCAGGAACGGAUCAAGAUGCUGGAGCAAGAGCUAGAAGCGCUCAAGACGAUGGCAAAGAACGAGGCAGAGGUGAGGCGUCUUGCCUCCGAAGACGCCGGCUCCGAGCGCUACGGAGACGAUUCGGAAGUGCCGAGAAAACGCCAGCGCCUGUCGUCCGCUGCGGACACGUUUAUUGCGGAUCCCGAGAUCGAAACUCUCAUGAUGCUGUGGCAAUGGGAGAAGCAGCGCGCCGACCGGGCGCUCGAGCAGGUGCAGUUCCUCGAGGCGGAAUGCCGGCUGAAGGCCUGCACCGCCGCCAGGUCGCUUCGCCGCAGCAGCUCGAGCCGGUUGUCUAGCCCACGCCGCAAGCGAGCCAGCCUGCCGCAGGUGUCGGAUGCCGGGGACCCGAUGAUCCUUAGUGAGAGCAGCCGGGUCUCGGCGGAAGCCACCAAGCCGACGCCGCCCAGGCGGUCCAAGACGGAUCUGCUGAGGGUCGAGAAGGAGCCGAGACGGAGCACCAUCUUCCUGCCCGCCGAGGGCAUCUUCCGGACGGUGUCGCAGGCCGAAGCCGACGCACUGGCGGCGAAGUCGGCGGCCCCGUCGGCCAUAUCCCCCACCGACUCGGCGCCGAGCCUGCCCAUCACGCCCACCGACAGCGACCCCAUGUACCGCCGCACGCCGUCGGUCGACCCUCCUGACUUUGCCAUGCUCUCCAAGGAGCGCACAUCGCUGCUGUCUCUCCUGAACGCGCCGCACCGUCAGGAUCCCGCACCGAUCUUCAACAUCCCCACCACCCCCGGGCCCGAACCCGGCAUGCUCCAGCCUGAGCCCGAGCCCGAGGAGGAAGAUACCGAGGCGCCACCCACCAUCAAGCCGUCCCACCAGCCCCCCAGGGAACUCAGCAUCCCGUCCCCCGAGCCGGCCGACUCCUCCGCCACGGCACCUUUCACAGACCCGCUCCCGUCCACCGGCACCACCACCACCACCACCACCGCUCCAGCCGCCAUCUCCCGCCCGCACACCACCGCCUCAUACUACCCCACCGCGAAAACCAAAACCACAACAACAAUACAAACAACAACGGUUACAACCACCACGAAGGUCCCGCUCCGCGAGGAACCCCGCGACGGCCCCACCCUGGCCCAGCGCCUGCUCAGGCUGCAGCGCACGCCGUCCCGACAGACCGGUGGUGCUGGCGCUGACGAUGGCGACCGCCCCAGCUUUGACGUGACCAACCCGGCGCUGACGCCCACCAUGACGAGGGAGGAGGCGCUGGCGCAGAUCCGGGAGCGCCGGGGGCGGGCGAGGAGCGUGGGGCGCGUCGCGCCUGCUGGUGCUGGUUCUUCUUCUUCUUCUGCUGCUGCUCAUGGCGGUAGUGGGAGUGGGCGGAGUAGUGGGAGUGGGAGUGGGAGCGGGGUGGGUGCGGAGGGGAGGAGGAAGGUCAGCGGCGGCAGUGAUGGGACUGCUGCUGCCAGCACGACCGCCAGUGGGAAUGGGAAUGGGAGUGCGAGUGGCGUCAGGCGCAAGGUGAGCAGCAGCGAGCUUGGAGGCGGAGGAGCGGGCAGGCGAAGGGAGGAGGGCGCUGCUACUGCUCCCACCGCUGCGUCGAGAGGCAGGGAGAGGGAUCGCAGGGAGGUGAGUGCGCCGACGAGCGGCGCGGCGACCGCCGGCGCGGGCACGGUGCGGGGGAUGGGCGCCAGGCGGGUGCGGUCUUAGGUGCAUGUUGGGAAGGAGGAGGUUCGGUGCGGGUAAUAGUGCUCUUCGAUUGGCGGUUGAGUUUUGUGUGGUGUCGGGGAGGCAGCUGGUGUGUGCUGCUUGCUCCGAGAUGCUUGUUGAAUGGUUCCGGGAUGGGUUAGGUUGUUGUGUUGUGUUUUUUUUCCUAUUCCCCUGUUGGAUGUUUUUGUUCUGUUGCACCCGCCAGCUACUCCCUGCGGGUGGCCUGGCUUCAUUCUGGGUUGCAUUGCUUGGGCGCAUCAUCCAUGCUGCAUUUCCGCACAUGGUGGGGCCGGGGCAUCCAGGGUUUACAGUUUGCACUGGCCAUGGCGUUGUUGGACAGGAAAGGAGUACCUUAGGUCGUUUUGGUGUCUGGAUGGGAUUCGGACUGGCCGGGUUGCUCCAGAUGUUAUUUUCUUCGGUGCUUGAUAUUGUUACUUUAUAAUGCAUAGAGCAGCAGCAAGGGCGGUGGCUCUGUCACUUAAUUAUUAUGCCCAAGGUCUGUGUGCGUAGUAAGUGACGGAAGGGAGGGGAUGGUGGUGAAGGAACAACCGCCAUCUGUAGCCAUCUGUUGAUCAUCUCAUCCGUGCACUGCUGUUGUCGACCUUGUAAGCUCGAUCAUCCCCCUUGCGCUCGUGC